Zygosaccharomyces rouxii is the source of this 774-nucleotide messenger RNA. Its product is annotated as NAD(P)H-dependent oxidoreductase. Lineage: Eukaryota; Fungi; Ascomycota; Saccharomycetes; Saccharomycetales; Saccharomycetaceae. The transcript has a single exon. The record is from RefSeq and is a predicted model, not a curated record. Gene Ontology annotation, cellular component: cytosol. Gene Ontology annotation, molecular function: NAD(P)H dehydrogenase (quinone) activity. Bases 1 to 774 code for a protein of 257 amino acids.
AUGAAGGUACUAAUAUUAUUGGCACAUCCAGAAAAGGCUUCCCUGACUGCCUCUUUGGCUAGGGUGGCCAAAGAUCAGUUUGAGAAACAAGGUGACGAAAUACAGCUUACAGAUCUUUAUGCUCAGAAUUGGAAAAGUGCUAUAGAUAUAGAUGAUUUCCCACAUUACGAUAAAUCUGAAAAAUUCAAUGUUAUUUUGGGAUCUAAGCAGGCAUAUGAAGAGAAUGCAUAUUCAGAGGACGUUAAAAAAGAACAUGAAAAAUUAUUCUGGGCAGAUGCCUUGGUCUUUGUGUUCCCCUUCUGGUGGUUUUCGAUGCCAGCAAUUUUGAGAGGAUGGGUUGAACGUGUUUUCUCAUAUGGGAUCGGAUAUGGUAGAUAUGAUGAUGAUAAGAAACAUGUUCGCUAUGGUGAUGGGUUGUUCAAAGGCAAACGUGCUAUGCUGAUUACUGGAAUUGGUGGUAAGGGGAAUACAUAUAGUGGUAGAAGUGUCAGUGGACCAAUUGAAGAUUUAUUAUUCCCCAUAAACCAUGGUAUUUUCUUCUAUGCUGGUUAUCAGGCAUUACCGCCAUUCGUUGUAUUUGAUAGUAAUUUUGUCGAUGAGAACAGAUUCAAAGCGAUUGAAUCCAGCUUGAGAGAAAGAAUUGCAACCUUCGAAAGUACCAAACCAAUUGCUUAUAGAUCUCAGAAUGGUGGUGAUUAUACCAUUCCUCAAUUGCAACUCAAAGAAGAGCUCGCUCCAGGUAAAGAAGGUUUUAAAAUUCAUAUUUUAGAUUAG